Molecule: messenger RNA, 804 nt
Organism: Triticum aestivum (bread wheat)
Lineage: Eukaryota; Viridiplantae; Streptophyta; Magnoliopsida; Poales; Poaceae
Product: probably inactive leucine-rich repeat receptor-like protein kinase At5g48380
Exons: 1
Coding region: 1-804 (267 amino acids)
Molecular function (GO): protein binding
Source: RefSeq, a predicted model, not a curated record
AUGACUGAUGGUACCAAGUUCAUCUUGUUUCUCCUCUUGAGCAGCUCAUCAUUGUGUUUUGGCUCUGAUCUUGAUAUCCAGUGCCUGAGGUCUUUAAAACAAUCAGUGAUUGAUUCCAAUGGUGUACUCAAUUCCUCUUGGGAUUUUGACAACUUGGACCGACCUAGCUCCGUUGGGUCCAUAUGCCGAUUUAUUGGUGUGGACUGCUGGCAUCCCGAUGAGAACAGGGUUCUUUCUCUGCGACUCGGCAAUCUAGGACUUGAAGGCCCAUUUCCUGAAGGUCUUCAAGAUUGCACAAGCAUGAGCGGCCUGGACCUGUCGGAUAGCAAAUUUUCAGGACCGAUUCCCUAUGACAUCGCACAGCAGAUGCCAUAUCUGACAUAUCUGGAUCUCUCAAACAAUAGCUUUACAGGUGAAAUCCCUCAAAGUAUCACAAAUUUGGCAUACCUGAAUGUAUUGAAACUUCAACAUAACCAACUCAGCGGUCAAAUUCCAGAGCGGUUCAACAUGCUCAGUCGGUUAACCACGUUCAGUGUUGUAGAUAACUUCUUGUCGGGGCCUAUUCCUACUUUUGCACAUGUCUUCUCGCCUUUAUACUUUACUGGUAACCGGGGCCUUUGCGGUGCACCAUUGGACGAGUGCCCCCGGAGUCGAAAAUGGAGGCUGAUACCAAUCAGGCUGCGUAGGAUCAACGAAGAGUCCAGUAUCGGAGCGGCUGUCGGGUUCGUCCUAGGGUUCGUGGUGGCCUUCUACUUCCACUUGUUCUGCUCCAAGAGGCUCCUUCCUUGUGUCUUUCGCGCAUGA